UUGACAUGCACAUAUUGAUGAUUUUAGAUUUGCAUCUAUAAGUAACUUUUAAAACCUCACAAGUUAACAAAUUGAAAAUUCAAUUUUAAUUUUUCAUGUUCAUUGCGCUUUCCCAGAAAAAUGUAUUCGCCUCAAAUUGCGCUGUCAAUUCUCCUCUGCGGUGAACGAGUUCUGACAGCUGAUAUCUUUUUUGUGUGAUGUUAUUUAUAUCAGUAGCCGAUGAUUUGCAGUUCAUUAUCAAGGAGGUGUGUUUUAUAUUGUACUAAUGGGCGUGAUAUUUAAAGAUAUUUAAACAAACUAUCAAAGCCUUUGUCUAAAUUUUGAUGUUUUGCUAAUGAUUUCCGCUGCCAGACCCACUCUAUUAUCUACCACGCUUCUUAAUCUGUAAUAAACGCCGUUUCCCGUUUUUGAGGUCCGAUAUCCCGGUUUUUGUUUAUACUACACAUCACUGGAAUCCCCGACGUUUGUCAGAAUUGACUGAGAGACAGUUUCGAGUACGUCUGCGUUGUAAGAAGCUUAGAAAUGGAUUAUUCAAGCGGGGAAGAAACACUUGAAGUGCAUUUCCUUGCCUUAAGAAUUACUGGAAUCUGAUCGCAAUGAAGCGAUCUCGGCGUGGCUUUCUGGUACGAACGUUGUUAACUAUAUGUUCUUUGUCAUUGUUUUGCUGUCUGGUUGUGAUCUUGGAGACCGUACACGAGAUUAACACUGACCGUCUUCUACGUGCUUCAGAAGUAAACAAUCAUUUUAGUGGUUUCCCUUCGGCGCUGGCUUCAUACAACGUUCAAAACACGAAAGAUGAAAUAUUACUGAAUUUGCAAUCUGAAUUAUUGUACCGGGAGCAAGGAAGAGCUCUUAAAUCUUUUUCGAAGUUGAAACAAUGGGAAGAAUAUCAAAAUUCACCAUUGUAUAACACAACAUUAGGGAAACUACCGUCAUUAUCAACUGGUCUUCUCGGUUGCAGCGAAAUAAAAGCCAUUAAAGUGGUGCGAAAUAUUGGUCGCGGCUACACCAAGACGGUGCAAAAAGGGCUCUACAGGGAUGACGAAGUCGCUAUAAAAAGCGUUCGCUUAGACAAUGAGGAUAUUAAACGCUGUGUUUUACAUCCUACGGGGAAUAGAACUGUUGAGGAAUGUUUUAUUUUCGCAAAAUACAAGUUGGCCAAGGAAAUAAUUAUGCUUCAACAGUUGCGACAUGCAAAUAUUGUGAAGCUUCUAGGUUUCUGUUGGCAAAAUGAGCUUAAUACCGCUGACCUUAUGACCCGUGGCCUUACCAUGGUAACGGAAAUUGGUUCGACGCUUGAUGUCAUCACCCUGGUGCAGCUGCCUUGGCAGGAAAGAUUCCGGAUCUGCCUUGGUCUUGCCAGAUUAUUGAGUUAUUUAGCCCAUUCUCCAAUCGGUUCGCUCCUUAUCCGGGAUUUCAAGCUGUCACAGUUCAUUCUGGUCGGCGGAGAGAUCAAGCUGACAGACUUUGACGAUGUUGACAAUGAAGAACCCGAAUGUUUGUCAAACAAGGACUGUGUUGUGAGAGGCGCUAAAGGAAAUAAAACACUGCAAUGUGAUCGAGGACGCUGCCAAGGUGUAAUCGCCGCCAAAAAUUUAGAUUACGCGAGUCGUGGUGUAAUGAGUCAUAUUCUCAUACCAGGAGCUCCGGAGAAAUUACAAAGUUACUUGAACGAGAUUAAAUACAAUCUUCAGACAUUGACUUGGAGCAGUGACGAACUUGCGUGGCAUUUGGAAAGAGUGCUCGAUCUUCUACGUUUAGGAAAACAUUUAGAACCGUACACAAGUCCGACAAAUUUCUACAAGGAACUUCCUAACGCCGACUUCCCAAAGUUACAUGAUUACGACUGUUUAAAUUCGCGUUUGUUCGGCGCAUGUCAGCUGGCAGUUUAUGACGUCACAGAGGCAAAAUACAAGUGCGACAUGGACGAUCAAUGCAAAGCUUUUGUGACUACGGCGGAAACAUUAUGGACAGGUGAGUGGAGAGAGUCUCUAUGAUGAACUAGCUGUGCUCCUUGCAAGGCUUGAGUUGGUUAUUUUCACGUUAUAUGGGUAGAGACUCUUCACUCCUGUGGCCUGGAAUUGAGUUCGCCUUCACUCCAAGGGAUUUAACAACCACGUUCCCAGGCUCCCUCCUUUGCCUCCCACGACGAGGGAAACAAAAGAAAGAGAGACUAGGAUCGAGGCUGGGGAUUUAACAAGGUUCUGUAGGAUUUUUUCUGGGUUUUCGAUCAGUUUCCCCUCUUCGAAAAGUAAAUACUAAUUUUCAGAACAUGUUUAAUUGAUAAUUUGUCUAAUUGAAAAGAAAAGCAAAACAAAACAAAAAAAGGAACGUCUCGAAAAAUAAGGGUGGCAUAAAUUUCUUUAAAAAGGCUAGUCUGCUAGACUGAGUGGCGUAAGAAACUUGGAUUUAUGGAGCGCAUUAAUUUCAGUAAUUUUUAACAUUUUGGUUGAAAUUACUGUUCCCGUUUAAUCGAAAAAUAAUUUUGGAGCAUUAUUUUGAGCAUAGAUUUCAUCUUUUUAUUAAUUCUUCACCCAUUAGUGCAUUCUUUAAAAAGUGCCGCUCGAUCGAUCGGCUUUGUGUUGCACUUCUUUUGGUUUACAAGUGUCGUUUG
Orbicella faveolata is the source of this 2614-nucleotide messenger RNA. RefSeq names its product extracellular tyrosine-protein kinase PKDCC-like. NCBI's taxonomy places the organism in Eukaryota, Metazoa, Cnidaria, Anthozoa, Scleractinia, Merulinidae. Gene Ontology annotation, biological process: skeletal system development; peptidyl-tyrosine phosphorylation. The record is from RefSeq and is a predicted model, not a curated record. Gene Ontology annotation, molecular function: ATP binding; non-membrane spanning protein tyrosine kinase activity. Gene Ontology annotation, cellular component: extracellular region.